Messenger RNA from Daphnia pulicaria, 549 nucleotides. RefSeq lists its product as uncharacterized. The record is from RefSeq and is a predicted model, not a curated record. The transcript is spliced from 4 exons. Gene Ontology annotation, molecular function: cytokine activity. Gene Ontology annotation, cellular component: extracellular region. NCBI's taxonomy places the organism in Eukaryota, Metazoa, Arthropoda, Branchiopoda, Diplostraca, Daphniidae. Bases 32 to 517 code for a protein of 161 amino acids.
GGCUUAACUGUGGGAAAUUAGGAACAUAAAUAUGUCCAACUGGGAAUUUUUGUGUACCGGCAGUAUCGGAACCCACUGCACUACAUUGCUCAUGCCGUGUGAUAAGGAACUUGAACGGGGAAAAGGCUCUAUUUUGUUGUGUCCCUUACCGUCGGAAUGCAAUCCCACGCGUAAUUUGAAUAAUUCUUCUCAUCCCAAGACACAUAAGGCUCCAACAAGGAUUGAAAGUUCGAUAGAAAGAAUUUCAAAAUUGGGACCGUUGUUGUCUGGAUGCCCAUUUACCCUCAAGCUCAAUCAAAUGGAAAAUCGAAUUCCGUCGACGUUUUAUGAAAUAGAAUGCCUUCACUGCAACAAGUGCAGCAAUCAUGGCUCCAACUCCAAGUGCACACAACUGGUGACUGAAAUGGAAGCCCUGUUUCAACGAGCGGACAACUCUACCUGGAUUGAUACAUUAAUUGUAAAAGCCGGAUGUCAUUGCAUGCCGGUUUUAGGACAUAGCUCAAACACUAGAGUUUGAAAGUUGCUUUUUGUGAAGUAAGAGAGUCUGAG